Molecule: messenger RNA, 914 nt
Organism: Tupaia belangeri chinensis (Chinese tree shrew)
Lineage: Eukaryota; Metazoa; Chordata; Mammalia; Scandentia; Tupaiidae
Gene: ERAS
Product: ES cell expressed Ras
Exons: 2
Coding region: 87-770 (227 amino acids)
Biological process (GO): signal transduction
Cellular component (GO): membrane
Molecular function (GO): GTPase activity; GTP binding
Source: RefSeq, a predicted model, not a curated record
UGAAGUUCAGGGGACUCCGCCAGACCGCUUCCUUACUUUCGGAGCCUGCCAUCCACAUCACUCCCCAGAGCUGCCCAUUGGGGAGCAUGGCACUACCAACAAAGUCAAGCAUCUCUGACCUAGGCCUGAAUGCAGAGAACCCUAGCUCCCAGGAGGAGAGUUCCCAGGCUCAGGCGCACUGUGGGAGUCCAGUGGACAAGCAGCUACCAGAGUACAAGGCAGUGGUGGUUGGUGCGAGUGGUGUGGGCAAGAGUGCUCUAGUCAUCCAGCUGAACUACCAGUGCUUCGUGGAGGACCACGACCCCACCAUCCAGGAUUCCUACUGGAAGGAAAUGGCCCUGGGCCGUGGCGGCUGCAUUCUGAACGUGCUGGACACGGCAGGGCAGACCAUUCAUGGCUCCUUGCGUGACCAGUGUGUAGCUAUUAGUGAUGGCAUGCUGGGCGUCUUCGCUCUUGAUGACCCCUCAUCUCUGACCCAGCUGCAGCAGAUGCGGGCCACCUGGGGCUCUCGCCACACCCAGCCCCUCGUCCUUGUGGGCAACAAGUGUGACCUCGUGUCCACCGCUGGAGAUACUCAUGCCGCUGCUGCAGCCCUCGCCCAGAGCUGGGGAGCCCCCUUCGUGGAGACCUCAGCCAAGACACGGCAAGGUGUGGAGGAGGCCUUUUCCCUGCUUGUCCAUGAGAUCCAGAGGGCCCAAGAGGCAAUGGCCGAUGUGAAGAAGGCCCAGCACCAGAAGGCCACAUGCUACUGUGGCUGUUCUGUGGCCUGAAGUUCUUGGUCAAGAAAAGUAAGCCCUCCCCCAGGCCAGGGUGAUGGUUCUCUUGACGAGAGCCCUGGAGCAACUAGUUAGCUGUGUGGGACACUGUUGGUGUACUGGGGAUAGAUGGGUACCUCUCUUGUUUUCAUUUGGUAA